This is a messenger RNA of Rhizoctonia solani, 1134 nucleotides long. RefSeq lists its product as uncharacterized. Gene Ontology annotation, biological process: aromatic amino acid biosynthetic process; chorismate metabolic process. NCBI's taxonomy places the organism in Eukaryota, Fungi, Basidiomycota, Agaricomycetes, Cantharellales, Ceratobasidiaceae. Gene Ontology annotation, cellular component: cytoplasm. The record is from RefSeq and is a predicted model, not a curated record. The transcript has 6 exons. Gene Ontology annotation, molecular function: chorismate mutase activity. Bases 1 to 1134 code for a protein of 377 amino acids.
AUGAAAAAGUCCGAUGAAUCCGAUCGCGAGGCGGUUCGUGACCGGGAAGCGGCUAUACUUGUCUCCAGCAUAAUCCAAGGCUUCACGAGUCACCCACCAUCACCUGCUACAUUCUGUGUUAAAACCCCAUCGAAUAUCUCACUGACCAACCCUCAUACCGCCUUUACACCCUUGCAUUUCUCGCGCAUUCGCCAAGUGUACCAAACGGACUGCUCUCUGUUCAACGCCAUGCCUAGCACUCAGUCCAACUACAUGUUACCCGUAGACCCUUUGAGCUUGAGUCGCAUCCGGUCUAACUUAAUCCGGCUUGAAGAUACGAUUAUCUUUUCGCUCAUCGAACGUGCCCAGUUCGCUCUCAAUCCAAGGAUAUAUGAACGCAAUUGUUUCGACGAACUCAAAGAGAUGGAUUGGAAGGGAAGCUGGCUCGAAUGGUUUUUGAAGGAGACUGAGACCUUCCAUGCCAAAGCUCGGCGUUACACCAGCCCGGACGAAUACCCUUUCACCUCCGAAUCCGACUUGCCAGCACCUGUGUUGCCGCCUUUGAAAUAUCCCCAGAUUCUCCACCCCAACGCAAUCAAUGUCAACGCAUCCAUAAUGACCUUCUACACCCGUGCAAUUGUACCAAGGAUAACCCGACGGGCAACGCAAGAGCUUGCUAUGCUUAAGAGGAGCGCUGGGAUUGUAGGGGACGACGAGUACGAGGACGAUGGCAAUUAUGGGAGCGCUGCCACUAUUGACGUCGAAGUUCUCCAAGCCAUCAGCAAGCGCGUGCAUUAUGGUAAAUUUGUUUCAGAGAGCAAAUUCCGCUCUCAUCCCGCGGAUUUCAUCCCACAUAUCUUGAAGCCCAACCCUCAAGAGUUACUGAAACUCAUCACUAAACCGGAGGUCGAGGCAACUCUUCUCGAGCGCGUUCAAAGAAAGACUAGUAUCUACGCUCAAGAGCUCAACCCCGGUGGAGAGCCUAUCAAAAAUUCCAUGGGGAUUGGGAAGUGGAAGAUUGAUGUUGAAUGCGUACGAGAUUUGUAUGAGAAUUGGAUUAUUCCAUUAACGAAAGAAGUGGAGGUCGAAUAUUUAUUGCAUCGCCUGGAUGGUCUCUCUCAAGAUGAAAUCGACGAACUGCUGAAGACGCAUUGA